GUCUUUCCCACGAUCAUGCUUCUCAUUCAUUCUUUUUGUCUCUCUCAAUUCAUUUCAUGUUGAUUGAAGUGCUCAAGACUACUGCCUAGCACUAAUUCUCUCCUUUGUGCAGGAUUUUCCUUCUGUACGGAGCACAUUAAUUAGAGAAACAUUCUCAAAAGAUAAUAGAUAGCAGAAGAAAAAUGGGAAGAAAGUUCUCUGCAGCAGAACUUUUCAGCGUUUCAGGACCUUCACAUCUCACUGCUGUGGAUUGGACAAAUGUGCAUCACCGAAGAGCCAUUGCGGCCAGCUUGGUGGAAGCAGCCUACAGAAUAGAACGAGACCGCCAAGAAAAUCGCCAAGGCCCUGAAGCACAAGCUUCUCCAUAUUGGGAGUUCUUCCAUUUCAAGCUAAACCAUGUUCUCAUAGAUAAUGUAGACAACUCAAUCUUCGGCGUCAUUUACGAGUACAACUUCCCUAAUCCACACUUGUUCCACAACAAUCACAAUCAGCUAAAACCCCCUAAAUACGCCGUCGCCUUCCGAGGAACUCUGACUCAACCCGACACGAGAUCAAGGGACUUGAAGCUUGACUUCCAAUGCAUUUGCAACACGAUUCAUGAGAGCUCGCGGGUUCUGCUUGCGAUGCAGGCUAUGCAGAGCUUGGUUUCCUCAUGCGGGGCUAAAAAUGUGUGGUUGGCAGGGCAUUCUUUGGGGUCAGCCAUUGGGUUACUAGUAGGUAAAAACAUGGCAAAAAUGGGGUUUCCUCUAGAAACUUACCUAUUCAAUCCACCUUUCAUAUCUGCUCCUAUUGGAAGCAUCAAAGGAGAGAGAGUUCGACAUGGGAUUCGCAUCGCGGGCAGCAUUAUGAAGGUGGGCUUAAGCACUGUUGUGAAAGGUCAUCAUCCGCAGCACAUCACAAGUGCUCAUGAUGAUCAUGAUAGAGACACUUUUAGUCUUCUCUCUGCUUGGUUUCCAUACCUUUUUGUGAACCCGGCUGACCCCAUUUGUUCAGGUUAUAUCGGGUAUUUCGAGCACAGGAAGACGAUGAAGGAGAUUGGAGCUGGGGAAAUUGGCAAGUUGGCAACAAAGAGUUCAUUUGAGAGCAUAUUUUCAGGCGCUCUAGGGAAGGAGACUGAACCGUACGAUCUCCUUCCUUCGGCGUUUUUGAUUAUCAAUCAAACUCCGUCGCCUGAUUUUCGACGCGCUCACAGCGUGGAGCAAUGGUGGAAUCCUAAUUUCCAUUUCCGUUCCUUGACGUACCAAUUCAGUAGCUGAACAUUGUAUAACUUUCCUCUGUUUCAUUUUUGCUGUAUGAAAGAAAAUUUACUUGAUGAUCACAUGGCAAAUUGAGUGAUAUGAGGCUGCAAUAAUAUUGGCUCAUACAUGUCUAAUUUUGGUGAUCAUGUACACUACUUUUUAAGAUUCAUAUGCUAAUUCUGAGAGCU
Molecule: messenger RNA, 1426 nt
Organism: Morus notabilis
Lineage: Eukaryota; Viridiplantae; Streptophyta; Magnoliopsida; Rosales; Moraceae
Product: GDSL esterase/lipase At4g10955
Exons: 3
Coding region: 183-1256 (357 amino acids)
Source: RefSeq, a predicted model, not a curated record